Molecule: messenger RNA, 3167 nt
Organism: Lolium perenne
Lineage: Eukaryota; Viridiplantae; Streptophyta; Magnoliopsida; Poales; Poaceae
Source: RefSeq, a predicted model, not a curated record
GCAUUGACUCAGUCCGGCCGGUCGCCUAAUUACCUCACGCAUCGUCUUCUCCCCUGACCUCCUCAACUCCUCUUCACUUUUCCGUUCCCCAACCUCAAUCAGCGCCAUGGGACGGCUCUGGUUUGUCGAAAUUUCUAGCCGUUUUGCAGAAAUUAAUGGAGGAGGAGAUCAUGAUUCAUUGAUUUCCAAGAAAUCUCUUCCGAAUUUGCAACGGCAGAAGAUUGAAGAAAGGGGGAAAUCAGAAGGGGAAUCGCCGAAUCGGCAACAGCACGCAGCUGGGCAGGUCAGCAACAAGGGCCAGCACGGUGGUAAUGUGGUAGGGCAAGCCAGCGAGGCAGCGACAUCGAGUUGAGCAUCAUCUUGGCUGCAGCCUCCAGGUGCAUUCGUUUCAACUUUUAAUUGCAUUUCCUAAUUCAUUUUGUGUAGUGCCAACAUGUCAUCGAGAAAGUAUAUGUCAGGUCAUGAAAAGCGAGAAAAGAGAAAGCGAGUAGAUGAGCUAAUAGAAUCCCAAAAGGGUGCCAUGGAGAAAUUUAUUAGAAAAAAUGCAAGUUCUGCUAGUAAUUCUCAAGAAUUAGCUCUAGCAAUUGCUGAACAUUCCAAUGAAAAUUUAGAUACGAACAAUGCUAGUGGUCAUGAAAAGUCGGGCGAAGAUGAUAAUGCUGCGAGUGACCAUGAAAAUUCCGAUCGGGGUGAUAAAAAUGUGAGUGACCAUGAACCAGAGCAACAACAUUUUACCAUGAAUAUUUACGAUCCAGCAAAUUGGGAUAACUUAAAUGAUAAAUUAAGGGAUAUGUUAGUGGAGAAGGGACCUAUAAGAGAAAAAAACCUUGUUUUUCGUUUAGAUGAUUCUGGUAGGCAUUUUUCAUAUUCUUAUUAUUCCAAAAAACUGAGCAAUGGAGAAGUUUAUGAUCGAGAAUGGCUAGUAUAUUCGAAGCGUGUCGACAAGGUGUUUUGCUUUUGCUGUAAGCUUUUCAAGUUAACAAAUAACAAGAGCGCAUUAGCAAGGGAUGGAGUGGGAGAUUGGAGACACCUUAGUGACAGGAUAAAAGAUCACGAAAAUAGUGUUGAGCAUAUUAGUAAUAUGAGCAAUUGGAAUGAGUUGAGAAUUAGACUAGGAAACAACCAAACCAUUGAUAGAGAUUUGCAAAAGAUAUUCGCAAAGGAGAAAGAACGCUUGAAACAAGUUUUGCGAAGAAUAAUUGCUGUUGUAAAAUAUCUUGGAAAACGAAAUUUGGCAUUUCGGGGAUCUAGUGAGAAGCUUUACGAUGACAAUAAUGGAAAUUUCUUAGCGACUGUUGAGAUGAUUGCCGAGUUUGACUUGGUAAUGCAAGAUCAUCUUAGACGCAUUGAAAAUAAUGAAAUUCAUCAUCAUUACCUUAGCCAUUCAAUUCAAAACGAGUUGAUCUCUCUUUUAGCAUCAACUGUUACAACUUCUAUUAUAAAAAUUGUUAAAGAGGCCAAGUAUUUUUCCAUUAUCCUUGAUUGUACUCCGGAUGUGAGUCACGAAGAGCAAAUGACUCUACUUGUUCGAUGUGUUAAUUUGUCAACUAAAAAGAUGAUGGCAGAAAAAACUUUCCAAGUUGAUUUCUUUUAUGUUAUGGUGGACAUGGCAAAUACUUCAUUGAAAAAUAGAUUUGAGGAACUUGGAGUUUUCAAAGAAAUAUUUGGGUUUAUGCUUAGCUCAUCAAAUUUGAAGUCACUGGAUGAUGUUGAGAUACAAAAAUGUUGCAAAAAAUUUGCUAAAACUUUCUCUCGUAAAGAUCCAAUCUCUCAUAAAGAUGUAUUUGAUGUUGACUCUGAUGAUCUUUUUUCCGAAUUAAGAAUGUUGCAAAUGACCUUAUCAGAUGAACCUAUGUGUGCUGCGGAGAUGUUUGAGUUUGUUAGAAGUAUAAAUUGUUUCCCAAACAUUGCUGUUGCUUAUAGAAUUUUAUUUACCAUACCCGUGACAGUAGCUUCAGCUGAAAGAAGCUUUUCAAAACUGAAAUUGUUAAAAAAUUACCUAAGAUCAGCAAUGUCACAAGAGAGAUUGAAUGGUCUAGCUACUAUAUGCAUUGAGAAGGGCCUAUUGGACCAGAUUAAUGUUGAUAAUAUUAUCAAUGACUUUGCCUCAACAAAUUUUAGAAAAAAACGAUUUACAUAAUUAGUGCACUUGUCUAUUUUGCAAGUCAAUACAAGAUCAGAGUACAAGCGGGAGUAUUGGCAGGAGACCUGGAGUGCAAGAACAAGUGUGAGCAGGAACACGAGCUAGAAUUUGAGUUGAAAUGCAAUAAGAUCGUGACUCGGCCCCUGACAUGAUAGGGCCGGCCCUGCUCCUCCUCCUCCACGGAGCCGGACUCAGGGUGGAUAUGGGAACGGGCAAGGACACGGGGCCAUGGAUCAGGCGGCGCCUCCACGAGCUCGACUGGAUACGCACAUGGCGGUACGUCCUCCUCCACAACUUCAGUGCACGGCGGAGCUUCUGGAAGCCGGCCACCACCACCACCAUGGGUGCCACGGCGGAUGGCGGCUCUCUUCGUUUGCUGGGCCGGGGUGCUCGGAGGAUCCACACUGCUCUGGUCUAUGCACAACAAACGCUCUGCACUGAAGCAACAAAAGAGUUAGAGAUGCCAAGAAAAAUAUGAAUGGGAUGUACUUGUCAGCACGGAGAGAUGGAGACCAAAUCGAUAGUGAGUUUACCGAGAAAAUGAAUAUAUUGGACGUAUGGUUAGACUAGUUUUCCCCAUAAGUUGUGGUUAGGUGAGAGGCAAGUUAAUGGCCAUUUGAUCUGCAAUGGCUUCAUGCAUAGUUAGGGUACUUGGUUUUUUCAUCGAGAAAAUCUAGUAAAUCAUGAUCCAACAAGUAACUCUAAUUCUAGAAGAGGACAUCGACAGGGUAAUGGCCUAGAUGUCCAAAAGUAUGGAAGGGGUGCCACCCACGCUGGUUUCCUCUUUUCCUUUUUCUGAAUUUUUUGUUGCAUAUAGUUUCGCAUGUUUCCUCUUUUCCUUUUUCUGAAUUUUUUGUUUCACGAUCCAAUAGCAUGCUGGACUCCAGGGUUUUUUUCCUGUUUGUGAUCCAUAUCCACCAGAUAUUUUUGUUCAAGGAAUCAGUCCAUUCUUGAUCGACCAGAUAUCUUUGUUCAUGAAUCACUCUAUUCUUGACCCACCAUAUAUUGUUUUGUUCAAAAUCAA